GCGCCUGCGCCGCGGACGGUGGCGGAAGGCUGCGGGCGGCGGCCCUGGUGGCGGUGCCGGGCGGGGCGGGGGUCGCGCCGCGGGCCGGGGCAGCAGCAAGAUGUUGCCAACCACAUUGGUUAAUUCUGGGAGCCAGGGCAAUGGUGURCUGAGCCCCAGAGAUGCUGCAAGGCACACAGCCGGAGCGAAACGCUACAAGUACCUGCGGAGGCUCUUCCACUUCCGACAGAUGGACUUCGAGUUUGCGCUUUGGCAGAUGCUUUACCUGUUCACUUCACCGCAGAGGGUUUAUAGGAACUUUCACUACAGAAAACAGACAAAGGACCAGUGGGCGAGAGAUGAUCCCGCUUUCCUCGUGCUGCUCAGUAUCUGGCUUUGUGUGUCUACCGUAGGGUUUGGAUUUGUACUGGACAUGGGAUUUUUUGAAACAAUAAAACUGCUACUUUGGGUUGUAUUCAUAGACUGCGUGGGCGUUGGSCUCCUGAUUGCAACUCUAAUGUGGUUCAUUUCAAAUAAAUACUUAGUGAAGCAGCCGAACAGAGAUUAUGAUGUGGAGUGGGGAUAUGCCUUUGAUGUGCAUCUGAAUGCUUUCUACCCACUUCUAGUCAUUCUGCAUUUUAUCCAGCUGUUCUUCAUCAACUAUGUCAUCAUAUCUGAUUCUGUCAUUGGAUAUUUUGUUGGGAAUACAUUAUGGCUGAUUGCAAUCGGCUAUUACAUCUACGUGACAUUCCUAGGAUACAGUGCAUUGCCCUUUUUGAAGAACACAGCUAUUCUUUUGUAUCCAUUUGCACUUCUCAUCAUGCUCUAUUUGAUCUCAUUAGCUUGUGGAUGGAACUUCACCAAGAUGCUUUGUUCCUUUUAUAAAUACAGAGUGAAAUAAAACCAGGACUUCAUGUAUGUAAUGUUUAUUUUGUUUCUACUUCAGCCAUUUUGACAGUAAAGAAAAAGUUAAGAACGUUUUGUAAAUG
Molecule: messenger RNA, 968 nt
Organism: Malurus melanocephalus (red-backed fairy wren)
Lineage: Eukaryota; Metazoa; Chordata; Aves; Passeriformes; Maluridae
Gene: UNC50
Product: unc-50 inner nuclear membrane RNA binding protein
Exons: 6
Coding region: 101-880 (259 amino acids)
Cellular component (GO): Golgi membrane
Source: RefSeq, a predicted model, not a curated record